Closterium sp. NIES-65 is the source of this 999-nucleotide messenger RNA. Lineage: Eukaryota; Viridiplantae; Streptophyta; Zygnematophyceae; Desmidiales; Closteriaceae. The record is from the annotation of a GenBank genome assembly.
AUGAGAGGUUUUAGCUGCCCCAAGGAUAGGAAGCAGUCAUAUCCUCGUUAUAGGCGCCUCACGCCUUCCAUCGGGUCUAAUACCAGCGUCAGCAGCGGCAGUCACUUGGCUGUGGGGCCAGGGCAGCCAAUCAGCGCUAGCCACGUGGCUGGUGCGGCAGGGGAGCCAAUUAGCGCCAGUCACGUGGCAGUGGCAGGAGCAGUGGCUGUGCUAGGGCAGGUGCAUGCGGCUUUGGGGGAGGAAGGUGGGGAGAAAGCAGGGGGAGAAGGGGGGUUGGUGGUGGAAGGAGGAGAGGAAGAGGGGGUGGUGGUGGGCGGGGGGAAAGCAGGAGGGGCGCAAGGGGGGUUGGUGGGGGAAGGGGGGAAGGAAGGAGCGGUGGGAGGGGGGUUGGUGGCGGAAAUGGGAGAGGAAGGAGGGGAGGAAAAGGGGUUGGUGGAACGAGGGGGUGAUGAAGGUGGGGUGGUGGUGCGAGGGGGGAAUGAAAGUGCCUCUGAGGUGGGCAGAGGUGCCAUCGAGGUGAGAGCUUUCGCUUCUCGUAUUUCUAUCCACUAUCCUCUCUCCUCUGUCUAUUUCCUCUCGCCUCUCUCCUCUGUAUAUUUCCUCUCGCCUCUCUCUUCUAUCUAUUUCCUCUCGCCUCUCUCCUCUGUCUAUUUCCUCUCGCCUCUCUCCUCUGUCUAUUUCCUCUCGCCUCUCUCCUCUGUCUAUUUCCUCUCGCCUCUCUCCUCUGUCUAUUUCCUCUCGCCUCUCUCCUCUGUCUAUGUCCUCUCGCCUCUCUCCUCUGUCUAUUUCCUCUCGCCUCUCUCCUCUGUCUAUUUCCUCUCGCCUCUCUCCUCUGUCUAUUUCCUCUCGCCUCUCUCCUCUGUCUAUUUCCUCUUGCCUCUCUCCUCUGUCUAUUUCCUCUCGCCUCUCUCCUCUGUCUAUUUCCUCUCGCCUCUCUUCUCUGUCCUCUUUCCUGCCCAUUCAUGUGCGUGUGGUUCUGUGUGGUUGGCGAUAUGCUGA